Molecule: messenger RNA, 480 nt
Organism: Theileria equi strain WA
Lineage: Eukaryota; Apicomplexa; Aconoidasida; Piroplasmida; Theileriidae
Product: signal peptide containing protein
Exons: 1
Coding region: 1-480 (159 amino acids)
Source: RefSeq, a predicted model, not a curated record
AUGAGGAUUAUAGCACUGCUCUGGACGGUAUGUCUGGUGAGACUAUGCAGUGCAGGUUGUUGUGGAGGAGGUACUACAGAUGACAAUAAGCCAAUUACUCUAGAUAUUGCCAAUCCAGAUAAGUCAAAGUUCGUCAUACGGGAUGGGAAAUUAGGAACAGUUUAUAUUCACAGAUCUGGUAACGGGAUACCCGAGAUAUUUUACGGUAGAAGUAAACUAUGGGAGGCUAAAGGUGGAGAAGAGUGUCAAUGGGUUGAAGUAGUUAUUGAUAAUAAGGGAAACGGAAUGGCAUAUCCUAAUAUAAAAAACAAGGAAUACACAAAAAUUCCCUUUAAAACUGCUGUAAAUAACACUGGAAGUAGUUCUACAUCGAAUCAAUCAAGUGAUGAUUCAGCAAGUGAAGACCAAAAUGGAGGAAGUGACCCAAAUCUACAAGGUAGUAGCAAUGGUAGUAACGCUCAGAAUAAUGUCAAACAAUAA